CUAAAGUCAAGUCCAAAUGUGCAAGAAGAUAUUUCUUUGUAACGGCUUUCUUCCUUUUCUCCUAUAUAUAUCUGAUGCAAGCUAGCAUAUAUGGAAAAACACGGAGACAACCAUAUCUCAAUAUAUACCUGCAGUAUUUUUGCAUUAUCGAUCAAUUAACAUGAAGGGCGACGGAAGGUGCUUGAAACUCUUUCUUGCAUUAUCGAUCCUUUUCCUACAAAACGUAAAAGGAGGAGAAGUUGGCCACAGCCACAGCCACAGCCACAGCCUCAGAGAUGCUAAAGUGACAGUGAGGAGGUGCAUAGAGAGGGAAAGGCAAGCACUACUUGCAUUCAAACGUGGCCUGGUGGAUGACAGUGAGGUGGAUGAGUCCAAUCCUCUCUCAACUUGGGGUUCAGAAGCCGAGAAACAAGAUUGUUGCAGAUGGGAAGGAGUCUAUUGUAGCAACCAAACUGGCCAUGUGAUUCAACUUCAUCUUGAAUAUUCUUCCUAUGAUGAGAUGAUUCUUGGAUAUUCUUUCCAAGGUAAGAUGAUUAGUCCUAAACUGAUUGAGUUGCAGCAUUUACAAUAUUUGCACCUUGCAUCCAUUGAUUUCUAUGAGAGCCAAAUUCCUGAUUUCAUUGGUUCUCUAACCAAUCUAAGAAACCUCAGUCUCUCUUCCUGUAAUUUGGUUGGUCAAAUUCCAAGUUCGUUUGGAAACCUCACGCAAUUGCAAUAUCUCGACCUCAGCUAUAAUUAUCAGCUUCAACCAGAAAAUCUCAAUUGGCUCCCUGCCCUUUCUUCUUUAACGUAUUUGGACCUUUCAGUCAUUGAUUUCAAUGGGAGCCAAAUUCCCGAUUUCAUUGGUUCUCUAACCAAUCUAAGAAACCUCAGUCUCAGAUUCUGUGAUUUGGUUGGUCCAAUUCCAAGUUCGUUUGGAAACCUCACGCAAUUGCAACAUCUCAACCUCGGCUAUAAUCAGCUUCAACCAGAAAAUCUCAAUUGGCUCCCUGCUCUUUCUUCUUUAACGUUUUUGGACCUAAGCGAAAACUUCAAUGGGAGCCAAAUUCCCGAUUUCAUUGGUUCUCUAACCAAUCUAAGGUACCUCAGUCUCAGUUUCUGUAAUUUGGUUGGUCCAAUUCCAAGUUCGUUUGGAAACCUCACGCAAUUGCAACAUCUCAACCUCGGCUAUAAUCAGCUUCAACCAGAAAAUCUCAAUUGGCUCCCUGCUCUUUCUUCUUUAACGGAUUUGUACCUAGCCGGAAACUUCAAUGGGAGCCAAAUUCCCGAUUUCAUUGGUUCUCUAACCAAUCUAAGAAACCUCAGUCUCAGAUUCUGUGAUUUGGUUGGUCCAAUUCCAAGUUCGUUUGGAAACCUCACGCAAUUGCAACAUCUCGACCUCAGCUAUAAUCAGCUUCAACCAGAAAAUCUCAAUUGGCUCCCUGCUCUUUCUUCUUUAACGUUUUUGGACCUAAGCGAAAACUUCAAUGGGAGCCAAAUUCCCGAUUUCAUUGGUUCUCUAACCAAUCUAAGGUACCUCAGUCUCAGUUUCUGUAAUUUGGUUGGUCAAAUUCCAAGUUCUUUUGGAAACCUGACGCAAUUGCAAAAUCUCGACCUCAGCAAUAAUCAGCUUCAACCAGAAAAUCUCAAUUGGCUCCCUGCUCUUUCUUCGUUAACGGAUUUGGACCUAAGCAGAAACAAUCUCAGUACUGUUUUCGAUUGGCCAGAAGCAGUACUUAAUAAGCUCCCUAAACUAGUAGUAUUGGCCUUGGAGAACUGUAGUCUUCCUCCUCCUCCUCCUCCUCCUACUCUUUACAAAACAAAUUCUUCUACAUCUCUUGCGUAUGUUGAUCUCUCUGACAACCAUCUCACUUCUUCAAUAUUUCUUUGGUUGUCCAACUACAGUACAAGCCUUGUUGCUCUUGGCCUCUCCAACAAUCAUCUAUCUGGUUUCAUUCCCAAUUUCAUUGGAAACAUGAGCUCUCUUGUGGAUCUGGAUCUCUCCAACAAUAAUCUAACUGGUUUCAUUCCCGAUUUCAUUGGAAACAUGAGCUCUCUUGUGCAUCUGGAUCUCUCUGACAACCACAUUGAAGGAGCGAAUCCAAAUUCGUUUGCAAGGCUGUGUAAUUUGCAAACAUUGUCGCUUCAAACAAAUCAUCUGAGUGGACAAUUAUCCAAGUUUGUUCAACUAUUGCCUAGAUGUGCACAAAACUCGUUAAAGGAUUUGCAACUGUCUGAGAAUGUUCUUGCGGGGUCAUUAAACAAUCUUACAAGCUUCUCAUCUUUGGGAUUCUUGAAUCUUAGCGCCAAUCAAUUAAGCGGAAAAAUACCUGAAAGUAUUGGGCAAAUGUCCAAACUAUGGUGCAUCGAUUUCAGCAUGAACUCUUUGGAAGGGGUGGUUUCUGAAACUCAUUUCUCAAAACUCUCUGAUUUAUAUCAGUUGGAUUUAUCCUAUAACUCACUAGUUUUAAAUUUUCAUUCUGAUUGGGUUCCUCCCUUCCAGUUGAAUUACAUAUAUUUGGCCUCCUGCAAUGUCGGUCCUCUUUUCCCAAAAUGGCUUCAAACUCAAAAUGAUUCUUACCAUCUUGAUAUUUCUAAUGCUGGAAUUUCUGAUAUCCUUCCAAGUUGGUUUUGGAGUAAUUUUCGUAACGCGGAAAUUAUUAAUCUCUCACAAAACCAAAUAAGAGGAAUAGAAGGUUCAAUUCCCUCAAUUCCGUCAGAAGUCCAUCAUCUGGAUCUCUCUAAUAAUAACAUUUCAGGGUCGCUUUCUUUCCUAUGUGCAAGUGCAGAUAUGAGUUUAACAAUUCUUAAUCUUUCAAGCAACAGUUUUUCUGGAGAACUUCCAGAUUGCUGGAGCCAUUUGGAGACUCUAGUCAUGCUUGAUUUGAGUUACAAUGCUUUUUCUGGAAAAAUGCCCAUGACAAUAGGCUCUUUAUUUCAAAUGCAAACUUUGAAAUUAAGACGCAACCGAUUUGUUGGAGAAUUGCCUUCAUCGUUGAAGAACUGCGCAAGUUUAGAAGUUAUUGAUCUGGGAGAUAAUAAAUUAUCAGGACCAAUACCUGCAUGGUUAGGUGUGAGCUUCAAGAAUUUGGUUAUCCUUAUGCUUUCUACUAAUCACUUCAAUGGAAGCAUGCCCUCGCAAUUAUGCCAUCUAACACACAUUCAAAUUAUGGAUUUCUCUAUGAACAACAUCUCUGGAAGCAUACCCAAAUGCCUCAAAAAUUUGACUACUCUGGCUCAAAAAGGAAAUCCAAGUCUAUCCAGCACACGUAUUCAUGGCGGAAGUGAGGUUAAUGGGUCAAUUGCUCCUACUAAUUAUGACAAUGAUGCAAGCUUCAUAUGGAAAGGAAGAAUGCAGACAUACAAAAGCACUUUGGGCCUUGUGAAGAGAAUUGAUCUCUCAAGCAACAGAUUAACAGGGGAGAUUCCAGGUGAAAUCAUGCAUCUUGUUGGGUUGAUUUCUUUAAACCUUUCGAGAAACCAGUUAAUGGGUCAAAUAACUCCAGAGAUCGGAAACUUGGAGUCAUUGGAUUCGCUUGAUUUAUCAAGAAACCGGAUAGAUGGAAGAAUUCCGACAAGCCUUGCUCAGAUAUAUCGUCUUAGUUUCUUGGACCUGUCAUAUAACAACUUGUCUGGCAAAAUACCAACAGGCACCCAGCUCCAAAGCUUUGAUCCCCUUGAUUAUGCUGGAAAUCCUCAACUCUGUGGACCUCCACUUAAAAAGAUGUGUGCUGAUCAAAAUGAGCCAACUGACUUGAGCAAUGAAGAGGAUAAGGAUGAGUUUAUAACGCUGGGAUUUUACAUCAGUAUGGCGAUUGGAUUUGCUGUUGGAUUUUGGGGAGUUUGCGGCACUUUGAUAUUCAACAGGUCAUGGAGAUAUGCAUACUUGAAGUUCUUGAAUGGUUUAAAUGAUUGGCUCUAUGUGAAGAUAGCUUUGAGCAAGCGGCAACUGAAGCCAACAUAAACUUAAUAGAUAAGCUCGCCACGCUGCAGCAUCUAAAUUAGGAGAAAAGUAGCUGUAGCUGAAUGCUUCCUUUUAGUUCAAGUGAGGAAGAUUGCCAGUACGCGCAUGCACAGGUAUCUGGAGAAGAGUUUAUGAGUUAAUUUGGAGUGCUUAGUAGGAAUAAACGUGAUUUAUAUUGGUGUUAAUUACUUGUCAGAACAAUUAAUUCGGAGUUCUCCGAUUUAUGUAUUUUUUUUUUUUUUUGUUUAUUUAGAGAAAUAAACAGAUCCAUGCAGAUCCAAUCAUAACAUGGGCAAUUAUAAUUAUACAUGAAGAACACUGCCCCAGAGGACGGUUCUUGCAAACAAUAAAUCAUACAAAUAAGCAAGACAGUACAAUUAAAGCAAGAACAGUGAGCAAAAGCCAAGCUCACUCCGAUUAAUGUAUUAAUUCCAGCUAUAGUGUUAUUUUAAUUACCUAAGCCAAAGCCAAAGCAGACUUGAUUUCAAAUUACAAUGUGUGGCUCUGUUUUGGUCAUCUAUUUGCAACGUACAGCUUCUCCUUGUAAAUUGGGGGUCAGCUUCUCCUUGUAAAUUUGUGGCUCUGUUUUGGUCAUUCUUUCCUUUCAUAAUUCAACAUCUUGUUCUGGCCACAUGGUAGAAGAUGCCUUUUUGUAAACAGACUUUCUGUAUUUGGCCAGGCUUGCAAUGCUCUAUUUUGUGGAUUUUAAGAUUGUAUUAGGCUUACUUGUGAGCUGCAAAAUGCCUUGUACCAAAAUUUAUGUAUAAAAUGUGUGCUAAAUUGUGUGGAGUAGAAGAUUGAAGGUC
Prunus persica (peach) is the source of this 4749-nucleotide messenger RNA. Its product is annotated as LRR receptor-like serine/threonine-protein kinase GSO1. The transcript has 2 exons. Gene Ontology annotation, molecular function: protein binding. NCBI's taxonomy places the organism in Eukaryota, Viridiplantae, Streptophyta, Magnoliopsida, Rosales, Rosaceae. Bases 161 to 3943 code for a protein of 1260 amino acids. The record is from RefSeq and is a predicted model, not a curated record.